CCGUGUCCCAUCACCAUGUUCUGGAAGUUUGAUCUGAACACGACGUCGCACGUGGACAAGCUGCUGGACAAGGAGGAUGUGACACUGGAGGAGCUGAUGGACGAGGAUGACGUCCUGCAGGAGUGCAAGGCCCAGAACCGCCGGCUGCUGGACUUCCUGUGCCAGCAGCACUGCAUGGAGCAGCUGGUCACCCUCAUCACCCAUGAGCCCCCCCUGGACAUGGACGAGAAGGUCCGAUUCAAGUACCCCAACACGGCCUGCGAGCUGCUCACCUCGGACGUGCAGCAGAUCAACGACAAGCUGGGCGGGGACGAGACUCUGCUCAACAUCCUCUACGACUUCCUGGAUCACGAGCCCCCCCUGAACCCUUUGCUUGCCAGCUUCUUCAGUAAGACCAUCGGGAACCUCAUUGCCCGGAAAACGGAGCAGGUGAUUGCCUUUCUAAGGAAAAAGGACAAAUUCAUCAGCCUGGUGCUAAAGCACAUUGACACAUCAGCCAUGAUGGACCUGCUGCUGCGGCUCAUCAGCUGCGUGGAGCCCGCGGCGCUGCGGCACGACGUGCUCAACUGGCUCAAUGAAGCGAAGAUUAUCCAGAGACUCGUGGAGCUGAUCCAUUCCAGCCAGGACGAGGACAGGCAAUCCAACGCUUCCCAGACCCUGUGUGACAUCAUCAGGCUGAGCAGGGACCAGAGCACACAGCUCCAGGACACCCCAGAGCCGGAUCCCCUUCUCACAGCACUGGAAUCGAGUUGGGCAGUGAUUUGUUAUCCCAAAGUCACCGAACCCCGGGAUGGCUGGGGUUGGAAUGGACCUGUAAGACCAUGUGAUACCGUCUGGUGGUUAAAAACGGGAAGGUUUAUCCCGAGGGAAUUGUCCUGCUCUUCCCCUGGCAGGGUGGAAGGACUGAUGGACUCGUACACUCAGGGAUUCGAAAGGUCUUACACUGUCAACAGCAGCAUCCUCCACGGGAUCGAGCCUCGGCUCAAGGACUUCCACCAGCUGCUGCUCAGCCCACCCAAGAAAUCGGCGAUCCUGACCACGAUCGGGGUGCUGGAGGAGCCGCUGGGGAACGCGCGGCUCCACGGCUCCCGGCUCAUCGCGGCGCUGCUGCACACCAACACUCCCAGUAUUAAUCAGGAACUAUGCAGGCUCAGUACCAUGGAUUUAUUACUUGACUUAUUUUUUAAAUACACGUGGAAUAACUUUUUGCAUUUCCAAGUGGAACUGUCCAUAGCAGCUAUUCUGUCCCACUCUGUGCAAGAGGGCAAACCCCCCACGAGUGAGCAGGAGAGCACAGAGGAGGCUCCCAACGGGACCGCGGUGCACACGGAGCCUCCGGCCAACACCCCCGAGAACCUCAUGGUCACCCACCUGUUCCAGAAGUGCUGCCUGGUGCAGAGGAUACUGGAUGCCUGGGAAGCCAAUGACAAAAUCCAUGGAAAACUGUGGAAACUGAGGUGGCCAAGCAUUUGUGCCCUGGAUUUGGUAUUUUCCCUUUAUAAACUCCUUGGAUAUGUGCUGAUUCCAGUGAUAAGAACUAAAGAAUUAAAAAAUCCUAAAACAUGGCUCCAGGGUGCCCCUGGGCCAGCUGCCCUCAGAGCUGAUCCUUGGGGUGCCCUUGUCCUUGCAGAGCUGCCCGAGGACUGCCGGGGGAGGUGGGAGAGCUUCGUGGAGGAGACACUGACGGAGACGAACCGGAGGAACACGGUGGAUUUGGUGAGCACCCACCACCUGCACUCCUCCAGUGAGGAUGAGGACAUCGAAAGUGCUUUUCCCAAUGAACUUACUCUCCAGCAGGCCUUCUCCGAGUACCAGAUCCAGCAGAUGACAGCCAACUUCGUGGAUCAGUUCGGCUUCAACGACGAGGAGUUUGCAGACCAGGACGACAACAUCAACGCUCCCUUCGACCGGAUCGCGGAGAUCAACUUCAACAUCGACGCCGAUGACGACAGCCCCAAUGCCUCCCUGUUCGAAGCCUGCUGCAACGAGCGGAUCCAGCAGUUCGACGACAACGAGGAGGAGGAGGACAUCUGGGAGGAGAAGGAGAUCACCUAUGCAACCCAGGUCAAAUCAAGAACACGGUUUGGAGCGUCCCAGACCUCGGAGGGCUCGUCCAAGAGCGACCUGGAGAACGGAGACCACGACGGGAGCGUGGACUCGGAGGAGGAGGAGGAGCCCGAGCAGCAGCCACCUGCCCCCUCAGCAAACAGCCCCAAGAGCAGCAUUUCUGAGCAGAAGGACUCCUCUGACACCUCUGAAGGGGCCGGCUGGACGGCGGUGUUCGAGCCCGUGAGCUCCAAGCCCCCCGCGCCCUGCGUGGCCAUGGACGUGGGGUCCAGCGUGUGGGACUCGGCCGCCCCGCAGAGCUCCGCGCCCGAGGAGAAGGGCUGGGCCAAGUUCACAGACUUCCAGCCCUUCUGCUGCUCAGAGUCAGGCCCCCGCUGCAGCUCCCCCGUGGACACGGAAAGCGGCGACUCCGACGGGACCCCGAAGCAGGGCCAGGACAAGAACUCUCAUUGUAACGUGGCCCUGCCCUGUUCCCACAGCGACACCGACUCCGUGGUGGUGGAGAAAAUGGCCAUCUCUGACCUGGGGUCACCCAAGGCCCCCAAAGCCCUCAACAACGUGGCCCCACACUCGGAGGGGCACCAGAAAGUGGCCACUGUCAUCACAGCCGUCACGGAAACGGCCACGAAAGACAGGAAAGAAGAGGCCUUGCCCUGCGCCGAAGCCACGUUGAACGGCCCCGCUUGAUGCCGCCGCUGCCACGGGACGUGUGUGACCCAGGCCAGGCUGCUCCUGGUGAUGCAAUUUGUCAAUUCUUAUUAUUUUUUUUUCCAUUUUAAUUUUAUUUUUUAAUAAAUGCUGCAUUGAUGAGAGCGAGCUGGCAUUGAGGACCAGA
This is a messenger RNA of Manacus vitellinus (golden-collared manakin), 2902 nucleotides long. RefSeq names its product protein phosphatase 6 regulatory subunit 2 (gene PPP6R2). The transcript is spliced from 20 exons. The record is from RefSeq and is a predicted model, not a curated record. Gene Ontology annotation, molecular function: protein phosphatase regulator activity; protein phosphatase binding. Lineage: Eukaryota; Metazoa; Chordata; Aves; Passeriformes; Pipridae. Gene Ontology annotation, cellular component: nucleus; cytosol. The coding region runs from base 16 to 2754 and encodes 912 amino acids.